Rotaria socialis is the source of this 1593-nucleotide messenger RNA. Lineage: Eukaryota; Metazoa; Rotifera; Eurotatoria; Philodinida; Philodinidae. The record is from the annotation of a GenBank genome assembly.
AUGAUUGUAGUAAAAUCUGAUGAUUUAAAAAAUGCUGAGUCAUUAUUUAUUGCAUCAAAAAAGAAAUCAUUAUCAAUGUAUGGAGCGUUGAUGAAGGGUUAUAUUAAAAAUAAUCAGGCAAAUAAAGCAUUGGACCUAUUCAAUAAAAUUGAUUCUCCUGAUCAAGUUAUUAUUAUUCUUUUAUUUAAUACUUGUGCUCUACUUGGAACAAAUGAAGCACUGAGUUUAGUUAAAAGAGCUUCAAAAGAAAUUCCCAAAUCAUUUUAUUCAAAUCCUCGUCUGUUAACGUCAUUAUUAGAUGCACUUAUAAAAUGUGGCGAUAUAAAACAUGCUGAAUUAUUAUUUGGUAGAUUAAGAACAAGAACUUUAUCAGUGUAUAAUGCAAUUAUAAACGGAUUCAAUAAAGAAAAGAAUCCUUCUAAGACAUUAGAUUUAUUUCAUCAAAUGAAAAUAAGUGGUCUUGAGCCAAAUUUUAUAACUUAUACUUGUGUUAUCAAAGCUUUAUCUCUAAGUGGUGAUUAUUCAUUAGCUCAAUCGGUUAUUGGGCAAAUUUCUAAUUCUGUUUUGAUUGAUAAUCAAAUUCAUAACCCAUUAAUUGAUAUGUGGGGUAAAACUGGAUGUGUCAAUAGAGCAAAAGAAAUUUUCAAGAAAAUUCAUCAACCGGAUCAAAUCGGAUAUGCAACCAUGAUUAAUUGCUAUGGCUUAAAUGGAAUGGGCAUUCAAGCAAUUGAACUUUAUCGUCAAAUAUCAUCAGAAUUGGUUAAUGAAUCAGUUAAUGUUUCUGUUCUUAAUGCAUGUUCACAUUCGGGACUAGUUGAUCAAGCGCGGUGUAUUUUUCGAAAUAUUCAUAUGAAAAGUGAGAGAAUUUAUACUACAAUGAUUGACUGUCUUGCUCGUGCAUCUUGUUUCGAUGAAGUACAACAAUUAAUUGAUGAAUACGAACGUUCUCAUUCACCAGUAGCACCUAUGUACAUGGCGUGGUUAUCAGGUGCUCGUAAUAUAAAGAAUAGUCCUAUGGCCCAAAAAGUUUAUGAUCAGAUGAAGAAACUUUUUCCUGAUUUAACAGAUUCAUUAACAUCAGCUUCGAUUCUUCUUGCUAAUGUUUAUGGAUCAUCAGGUGAUAUUGACAAAGCAACAGAUAUUCAAACUCAAUUAUAUCAAUCAGGAGCAAAGAAAAAGGUUGGUCUUUCGUGUACUGUCGUCGAUGGAGAAACCUAUGAAUUUCGAGCUCAUGAUCAAUCUCAUCCUCGAUCAUCCGAAAUUCAUGGUGAAGUUGAGAAAAUGUCUAAACAGCUUAUUGAACAUGGCCAUAAAUAUGAUUCGAGUUCGAUUACACGACCAUUGAAUAAGGGUGAAACUAUAGCAUCAGUACUUUGUGGUCACAGUGAGAGACUUGCAAUUGCAUGGAAUUUCGUUGCCCAUCCCGAUACAUCACGAAUUCAAGUAACAAAAAAUCUUCGUGUUUGUGGAGAUUGUCAUCGCGCAACAAAAUUAAUAGCUGCUAUUCGGCAAUGCGAAAUAAUUGUUCGUGAUGCAAAUCGAAUUCAUUACUUCUAUACAAAUGGACAAUGUUCUUGCAAUGAUUAUUUUUAA